AUGAGGCACCGCGCCGACGGCGCUCGCGCGCCCGGCGCCGCCGCCGCUGACGCGCCCGCGGAUGCUGCGCCCUCCACCAGCGGCGCCGCCGCGGGCCCGCGGAGCAAGGAGCCCUGGACCUACAAGUACGCGCGGGCCCGCGGCCCCUCGCCCUGCGACCCAAGCGACGCGUUCUGCAUGCAGCUCGAGGCGCUCUUCCAAUCCGUCCUCGCCUACCCCUACGCGCCGCCCCGCGUCCACCGCCACCUCGAGGCCCUGCGCCCCGCCGGCAUCGACGCCGUCACCGAGCGCGUCGAGCGCGCGGCCGCGCACUUUGGCGCAGAGAUCGCGCUGACCUUCUUCCGGCGCGCCCCCGAGCUGCUGCUGCUGCCGCCCGACGAGCUGCUCGCGCGCGCGCGCGAGGCCACGCGCUCCGUCGGGAUCUCGGACCACGACCUGCCGCUGAUGCUGCACAAGAACCCCGGCUUGCUGCUGCUGGAAUCGGCGGAGCUGAGGGCGCGGUACGAGGCGCUGCCCCGGGUGCUGCACUUCACGCCGCAGCAGGCCCAGGCGCUGGUCUUGAAGUACCCCCUGGUCCUCAGCCGCCGCACCCCCGCGCUGCACUUCAUGGCGGGGCAGCUGCGCCACCUGGCGUCCGCGCGCAGCCAGUGGCAGGCGGAGGUCGACGCCAUCAGCCCCAGCCUCAUGGCCUUCUUCCUGCGGGACUUUGGGGAUCAGGUGCGCCGCCUGGAAUACUUGGCGUCCACGGGGGAGGCUCCGGGCAUUUAUUUGCGGGAGGUGAUGAAGCCCAGCAACCGCCUGUUUGCGGCGCGUCACCGCGGCUUCCGGUCGUGGGCCGCCGCCGUCCAGCAGCGGCGCCGCCAGCAGGCCGCGCUCGCGCAGCAGGCGGCGGCGCGCGCGGGCGGCGGCUCUGGCGGCGCCGGGGGGCCGGAAGGCGGGGCGGCGGGGGCGUGGGGGGAGGCGGGCGCGGCGGCGGAGGGGGGCGGCGACGAGCAGCGGCGGCAAAGAAGGAAGUGUAACUGA
Messenger RNA from Monoraphidium neglectum, 1023 nucleotides. RefSeq lists its product as hypothetical. Bases 1 to 1023 code for a protein of 340 amino acids. NCBI's taxonomy places the organism in Eukaryota, Viridiplantae, Chlorophyta, Chlorophyceae, Sphaeropleales, Selenastraceae. The record is from RefSeq and is a predicted model, not a curated record. The transcript has 5 exons.